This is a messenger RNA of Colletotrichum spaethianum, 1548 nucleotides long. Its product is annotated as putative alpha-1,3-mannosyltransferase MNN15. Bases 1 to 1548 code for a protein of 515 amino acids. Gene Ontology annotation, molecular function: alpha-1,3-mannosyltransferase activity. Gene Ontology annotation, biological process: protein O-linked glycosylation. Gene Ontology annotation, cellular component: Golgi apparatus. NCBI's taxonomy places the organism in Eukaryota, Fungi, Ascomycota, Sordariomycetes, Glomerellales, Glomerellaceae. The record is from RefSeq and is a predicted model, not a curated record. The transcript has a single exon.
AUGCGCAUCCUUGAUCUUUUACCCGAUGAGAUUCAUCAUCUAGAGCUCGUUCGCGAGGUUACCAGCACCGGCAUGCCACGCAUGCGUGAGAUGGGCUUGCGCACCCGUGCAUACCAAACAUACUUCGCCGCCUGGGAAGCACUGCACCUCGAUAGCGAGGAUGACACCUCCAUUCAUAACGACAUCCCACAGUACCUGUGGCAACACCACCCCAGCGGCCUCGGCGGAUUGGGGCUUGCGCAGACGAUUCGCUCGUAUGAAGAAUUUCGCACCUUCAUGGUGGAGAUGGCGGAGCUACUGUUUCCCUGGACGAUGCCUUAUUUUGGGGACCACAUGAGCCUGCACGCACACAUUAAGAAUGGCGGACGAGGCAUCGUGCUGACGGCCGGGUCCGGGCAAGCACCUUAUCUAUUGACAACUAUCUACUCAUUCCGGAAACUAGGCUGCACCCUUCCCAUCGAGAUCAUGUACCUCGGCGACGAUGAUCUAGGUCAGGAUUACAUUGCCGAGUUGGAGAAGCUGGACGGCGUUGUGGCGCGGGAUAUGGCAGCUAUGGUGCGCGACAAAGGGUGGAAGCUGAGAGGCUGGGCAGCCAAACCAUUUGCAAUUCUGCUAUCGAGCUUUCGGGAAGCUAUAUUCAUCGACGCCGACUCCUUGUUCUUUCGGGAUCCGGAGCUGCUGUUUGAAGACGAGGACUACAAGCAAAAGGGUGCACUAUUUUUCCGAGACAGACUAUUCUUUCCGGAGAAGAAGGCGGUUUUCCUGCAAUCCAUUCUCCAGAAGCCGAUUCCCAAGGCGGCAACCGAUUCAAGGUUGUGGACGGGCGAGUCAGGACACCAGCAGGAGAGUGGGGUGAUUGUAGUGGACAAGAGUAGACAUUUCAUUCCCAUGCUGUUGGUGACUAGGAUGAACGGCCCAGACAGGGACGGAGACAAGGAUGAAGGCAAAAUUGGUAUCUAUGAGCUGGUCUAUGGUGAGGUUCCGAAACUACACCUUCUCCUAGGGACUUUCUCUAACUCCACUUUAGGCGACAAAGAGACCUUCUGGCUCAGUUGGUUGCUCGCAGGCGACGAAGACUAUGCAUUCCAUCGGGGCGACGCUGCUAUUAUGGGCGUAGCCCGUGGGCCUGGAGACCCUCUCCCUGACGAGGUUAUGAGUGAGUGCGAUAAGUCCGACACCGAACUCAGCGACGAAGAAUAUGCCGCCGAGUGCGAAAUGGCCGACCACGAUGGCAAGCUGCAGGCCAUGAUCUGCGCCUCUCAGCUGUUGCAUCUCGACGUCGAAGGAAAGCCCCUUUGGCUCAAUGGCUGGUUGCUCCAAAACAAGUUCAAGGGCCGUGGCAGCGGCUUUGCCAAAUUUGAGAGCUACCUCGUCGAGCCACACGACGCAUCGUUGCGCUAUCCGCGCAGCUGGAAGUUGUUCCAGGGGAACAGAUUUUGUAUGAUGGGAGAUGCGGACAAGAAGUUUGACUUCACUCUGGAGGAGAUGACGGUGCUAGACAUGUUUGUAGAAAGGGCAAAGGAGGUUGAUAAGAGGUGGAGGUCCUAA